AUGACGAAGAUUGUGUCUAAAGAAGCCAUCAGAGGUAUUCCAAAGCUGAAGAUUGAAGAAUGUAAGAUUUGUGGUGAGUGUCAAAUAGGGAAGCAAACCAAGAUGUCACAUCCAAAGUUGCAACAUCAUACUACUUCAAAGGUUUUUGAACUUUUUCAUAUGGACUUAAUGGGUCCCAUGCAUGUCCAGUGCCUUGGUGGGAAAGAUAUUGGCCAUGAGUUCUCUUCUCCCACCACCCCUAAGCAAAACGGAGUUGUUGAACGCAAGAAUAAGACUCUACAAGAAUCAGAUAGAGUCAUGCUUCAUGCUAAGCAUCUACCCUACUAUUUUUGGGCUGAAGCAAUGAAUACUACUUUCUAUAUUCACAAUAGGGUCUCUAUGAGAAUUGUGGAUGAUAAUAUCACAGAGAAAGGAACUAAUGUCGAAGAAGAUGUUGGCACAUCAGCAAACUGA
Molecule: messenger RNA, 453 nt
Organism: Lathyrus oleraceus (garden pea)
Lineage: Eukaryota; Viridiplantae; Streptophyta; Magnoliopsida; Fabales; Fabaceae
Exons: 3
Coding region: 1-453 (150 amino acids)
Molecular function (GO): nucleic acid binding
Source: RefSeq, a predicted model, not a curated record